Molecule: messenger RNA, 1336 nt
Organism: Xiphias gladius (swordfish)
Lineage: Eukaryota; Metazoa; Chordata; Actinopteri; Istiophoriformes; Xiphiidae
Gene: scpp5
Product: secretory calcium-binding phosphoprotein 5
Exons: 15
Coding region: 1-930 (309 amino acids)
Source: RefSeq, a predicted model, not a curated record
AUGAAAUUCAUCGUCCUCGCCGCCUGCAUCCUUGGGAUGGCUGUCUGUGCCCCUCAGCAGAGGUUCAUGGAGUUUGACAUCCGUCACGCUCCAGCUCAGGCAGCCCAGGCCAUCCCUGCUGGAGCUCCAGCUGGAACCCUGGAAGUUGUACGGGGUUUCAUCAAGCAAGAGAUCUUCGAUCCAAACGGCAAAGAGAUCAAGGAGAUGCUCUUCUGCUGCCCCCCCCAUGCCUUGAUUGCCCCCCCAGCCAGAUAUGCGCCUGCUGCUUCAGCUGCUCCUGUUGCUCCAGCUGCGCCCGCAGCUCCUGCUGCUCCUGCUGCUCCUGCUGCUCCUGCUGCACCCGCUGCACCCGCUGCACCCAUUGAACCUAUCGUUGCUGCUGGUGCUUCUGACUUGGAAACUGCAAAAAUGAAAUUUGUCAUCCUCUGCCUCUGUCUGGCUAGCACAGCCUCAGCUGUACCCUCUCCCUUUCAUUACCUGACUCAUUACACAGGAUCCAGACAACAGGUACCACCCACACAGGUGAACAAUCCCUUCGCAGCUGGUCAGCCUCUUCCACAAACUGGAAUCCCUGGCGCUUACAGUGUGGAACUAAUUUAUCCCCACAGAUUUCCUGGUGGUGUAGGUGGAUCAAACGCUGGCCAGUCUUAUCAUGGUUUCAUCAAAUAUUCCAUUCCUCAGCCACCUGGCAGACAAAGCGUUGAAGUCUACUACCCCUAUGACUUCUCUCAACAAAGGAUAAUCACAAACAUCCCACCAAUGACAAACGCCCCUCAGGCUCUCCCGUUUGAAUAUCCUCCUCAAAAUAUUCCCCAGCAAACCCUGAAUAUUCCAUCAUUUGAUGCCAAUCCUCUCCCAUCCCAGGAUCCACUGCAACCUCUGCAGCAGGACCAACCCACGCAGAUAAACCAGAUGCCAGCAAAGGUGUGAGGUGGAUGAGAGGCAUGGAAAGGAGACAAGACUCUUCCUUCCUCCUUAACAUUCAGACACCUGCGGUGGAACCAUUGACCCUAAAUGAUUAGGAAUGAACAUCUGUUUCAUAUGUUCUUAGUUAAGUUAAAAUAAAAUGCUAACAAAAUCAUAAAAUAACCACUUUUUAUUAAGAAUAAUGUUGCAAUAGUAAACUACAUUACAACAUGGCCAUCUGCAUAGAAUGAAACCUAUUUCUGAGGAAUGAUCUGCUUUACUUUAUAGUCAUCGUAGAUUAACAAUAACCUGUUGUAAAAUCCGUCAGCAGCCAUCUUCUCUCAGAUAUCAAAUACAGAAUUAGUUUUCAAUGGUAUUGUGGAAAUGGAGCACUUUGUAAGGCUACAGUUUCACAGUGUCUAAGAAUUAU